UGACGAUUGACCAUGGAUGUUAUUCAACGUAGUUCAGAACAUUCUAGUUUAUCAUCCCGAUCUCAGCACCAUACUUGGACGAUGUCAUAACGCUGGAGUCUUAUGUUUUAGAUAUCAGAUCAAAGUAACGCUUCCCACCAUGGAUUCUGCAGGGGACAAAACACCUACAGAUGUUAGCACAGAAAAAGUAUCUGCUGAAAACCCAACAAGUUCAGAUAUAGUCCAAAAAUAUCAGGAGAUGUUUUCAUCUAGGUACAGUGACGACGAUCCAUUCUUCAAACCCUAUAAAACCAAAGGAAUGGACCCCCCACCCAUCAUGGAAAAUUACUUCAUCAGACAACAAAAGAGAAGCUGGAAUGACAGUUACCAGGAUCAUAGAAAUAACCAAGACAGAGGUUACGGUCCUUCAAAGAGGCCACAAUACGAUCAUAGAGGUCAACAUGGAGGUCAUCAUGGAGGUCACCAUCGUGAGAGGGACGGUGGAUGGGGUCAACAGGGUCGUAAUCAACAAUGGGGUAAUUCUUCUCAUAAUCAAGACUGGAGACAGCGAGAUAGACAAGGUCAAGGGUCACAACCCCAAAGAGGUCAACGAGAACGAUACUCUGAUGGUCGCCAUGAUAGAUGGUCUAAUGAGAGACCGAAUGAAAGACAGCAGGACACUCAGCAUCGGUCACAAGGCCGUAACUCCAGUCACAAAACACAUGAUGAAUGGACUUGAUUUCAGAUUUAUAGUCCAGCUGCUCAAGCACAAAAAGUUACUAAGCACAAAGUAAUUAUCCUUACUAGGAUAAGGUUACCAGCCAAAAUACCAUUUCGCAUGUUCCAUUUAUGACUGGUAUACUAUCAUUUCUGCUUAGCAGAACAUUGUUAACAAUAUUUCCUGCUUAAAGACACUGGCCACCUUUGGUUCGUGUCAAA
This is a messenger RNA of Asterias rubens (European starfish), 918 nucleotides long. RefSeq lists its product as uncharacterized. The record is from RefSeq and is a predicted model, not a curated record. The coding region runs from base 17 to 718 and encodes 233 amino acids. The transcript has 3 exons. Lineage: Eukaryota; Metazoa; Echinodermata; Asteroidea; Forcipulatida; Asteriidae.